UUGGCCGACGUGUGCGCUUCCGUCGUACGCGACAUUCUUUCUAGCAAAAUGGCUCCCAAGAAAGCUGGGGAUAAAGCAGGCAAGCCUGCAGAGAAGAAAACGGAGAAGAAGGCUGAGAAAAAACCAGCCACAGCGGCUUCCACCUCCAAGGUGACAAAACCCGCAGCCAAGCCUGCGGCAGCGAAGAAACCAGCAGCUGCCAAGCCGGCUGCCGCUGCUAAACCCGCUGCAGCCAAGCCUGCAGCUAAACCUGUGCUUAAGCUUGCCAGCAAACCACUGAUCAGCAAGCCAAAGAAAAAUGUGCAAGCUGCUAAAAAGACUCCAAAGGGAGGAAAGCCAGCGGCUCCUCUUCAAAAAGCUCUUAAGGCGCAGAAAAAGAUUUUGAAGGGAGUGCAUGGAUCCAGAGUACGGAAGAUUAGGACGUCUGUCCAUUUCCACAGACCUAAAACUUUCAGACCACCAAGGAAUCCCAAGUAUCCGCGCAAAUCCGUACCGAACAGAAAUCGAAUGGAUGCUUUUAAUAUCAUAAAGUACCCAUUGACGACGGAAGCGGCGAUGAAAAAGAUUGAAGACAACAACACACUGGUCUUCAUCGUGCACACGCGUUCCAACAAAUAUCACAUUAAAGCAUCCAUUAAGAAGCUAUACGAUGUCGAUGUGGCGAAAGUGAAUACUUUAAUGAGGCCAGACGGCAAGAAGAAGGCUUAUGUGCGUUUAACGCGCGACUAUGACGCGCUCGAUGUCGCCAACAAGAUUGGAAUCAUAUAAAUUUCUAUCUCAUUUGUAUAGAAAUAAAUAAAAUCUGUACUGGUAAUAAAAAUAUCAAUAUGGAC
Linepithema humile (Argentine ant) is the source of this 833-nucleotide messenger RNA. RefSeq names its product ribosomal protein L23A (gene RpL23A). Gene Ontology annotation, biological process: translation; ribosomal large subunit assembly. Gene Ontology annotation, molecular function: rRNA binding; structural constituent of ribosome. The record is from RefSeq and is a predicted model, not a curated record. NCBI's taxonomy places the organism in Eukaryota, Metazoa, Arthropoda, Insecta, Hymenoptera, Formicidae. Gene Ontology annotation, cellular component: cytosolic large ribosomal subunit; ribosome.